This is a messenger RNA of Arachis stenosperma, 312 nucleotides long. RefSeq lists its product as uncharacterized. Bases 1 to 312 code for a protein of 103 amino acids. The transcript has a single exon. The record is from RefSeq and is a predicted model, not a curated record. Lineage: Eukaryota; Viridiplantae; Streptophyta; Magnoliopsida; Fabales; Fabaceae.
AUGGAAGAUAUGUUGUAUAGCAAGGACUUGUAUGAUCCUGUAAAGAGGGAUAAAUCUAAAGGUACUAAAUCCGAUACUGAAUGGAAGAAGGCAGUUGCUUUGAUUAGGCAAUGGCUUAAUCUUAGCAUGUAUCCACAUGUUGAUACCGAAACAAAUACCGAGAAGAUAUGGAAUAAAUUGAAAGAGUUAUAUGAGAGGAAGAAUGUGCAAAACAAAGCAUUCUUAAUUAGGAAGCUUGUCAAUAUGAAGUAUAUUGAAGGUAAAUCAAUGUCGGAGCACUUGAGCACCUUUCAGGAGAUGGUGAUUCGGUGA